Messenger RNA from Gastrolobium bilobum, 1464 nucleotides. RefSeq names its product pumilio homolog 12-like. The coding region runs from base 1 to 1464 and encodes 487 amino acids. The record is from RefSeq and is a predicted model, not a curated record. Gene Ontology annotation, molecular function: mRNA binding. The transcript has 5 exons. Gene Ontology annotation, biological process: post-transcriptional regulation of gene expression. Lineage: Eukaryota; Viridiplantae; Streptophyta; Magnoliopsida; Fabales; Fabaceae. Gene Ontology annotation, cellular component: cytoplasm.
AUGGAGGCCAGCUAUCAAGACCUUAGAAGCUCUGCCACGGUAUCUCCUUCACCGGAGAUCAGUGAUCAAGCUAUGUACCAGAACCGCUCUCAUUCUAACCCUUCUAUCCAAAAGCAUCUAAGGAUGCAUUGCACCUCGCAAAACCAUCCUUUUGAUCAUAACCCUAUUACUCCAAACCAAGAGAAUUUCCUUUCUCCAAUGAAUCAGAAUCAGAGUAAUAUUACCGGUUCCCGCUGGUUGAAUCCAACCCCGGUUGAGACCGCUCGGCCUGGUAUGGAACACCUUGCCUCUUCCAUGGAGAGACUUUGCUUGUCCAAUCCUUAUAAUAGUUACACAGCUGGCUAUGAUUUUGGUGGUAAUAACACUUCGCAACAUUUUCUUCAUGGUGUCAAAUACUCAGGUUUCUCUACUCUUUCACACCAUGAUCACCUUCGCGGUACUAUAAAUCCUCGUUUAUCAAAUAAUGGGAUUAGACUAGGCUGUCAUGGUUACUAUGGGUUGAAUGAUCAGCGUCACAGUUUGAGUUCACUUGAAGAUGUGAGGGAUCAACGUGGAUUUCAUUUUCUGAUGAACAAGUUUAAUGAGGGGAACCCACAAAUUAUUGAAAUGCUCCUCUGGGAAGUCAAGGAUCAUUUGUACGAGCUAAUGAUGGACCACCAAAGCAAUUAUAUAAUUCAAAAUAUUUUUGAAGCUUGUACUGUGGACCAGAUGACCAGGAUUCUUGCCAUGGUUAUUCGAAAUGAGCAGAGGCUUAAGGAAGUUUGCAUCCAUAGUACUGGGACUCGGGCUAUUCAGAAAUUGCUGCAGCAUCUUAAAACACCAGAGCAGAUAUCUACAGCUAUAUUUGCUUUGAAGCGUAUCACUCUCAAAUUGACCAAAAGCAUUAAUGGUGGUUUUGUCAUCCAAGAGUGUUUGAAACUUUUCUCACCAGCACUUACCAAAUUUAUUCUGAAUGAAGUAGCAAAGAAUUGUGUUGAAAUUGCAACAGACAAAAGCGGUUCUCCUAUCCUUCAAAAAUGUCUUGAUCAUGCCAAAGGAGAUGCAAUGAGACAGGUCAUUGAAGAGAUAGUCUCAUAUGCUCCAGUCCUAACUGACCAUCGUUAUGGAAAUUAUGCUGUGCAAUAUGUUGUUAAAAUGAAGAUACCUCAAGUAAAUGCAGCAAUAAUAUCACAACUUGUUGGUAAAUAUGUUCAACUUUCUAUGAACAAGCAUGCCAGCAAUGUGGUGGAAGAUCUCUUAGAAUUCUCGGAAGAAAGUGAUGCUGCUAUUAUAGUUCAUGAGAUCAUGUACAAUCGUAAUUUUUUGGGAAUUCUGCAGCAUCCUUAUGGGAAUUAUGUUGCUCAAAAAGCACUGAAAAAUUCCAAGGGCGCUCUUAACAAAAUGCUUUUAAAUAGUAUUUUGUCCAAUUAUACAUAUUUGCACAACCAUCCCUAUGGGAAAAGAGUUCUGGCACUUGUCAAAUGA